This is a messenger RNA of Triticum aestivum (bread wheat), 607 nucleotides long. RefSeq names its product ATP-dependent zinc metalloprotease FTSH 5, mitochondrial-like. The transcript is spliced from 2 exons. Gene Ontology annotation, molecular function: ATP-dependent peptidase activity. Lineage: Eukaryota; Viridiplantae; Streptophyta; Magnoliopsida; Poales; Poaceae. Gene Ontology annotation, cellular component: chloroplast. The record is from RefSeq and is a predicted model, not a curated record. The coding region runs from base 135 to 560 and encodes 141 amino acids. Gene Ontology annotation, biological process: proteolysis; protein import into chloroplast stroma.
UCAUCGUGGUCACGGCGACCAAUAUCCCCGAGUCGUCACUGGAUAAGGCCCUUGUUAGGUCUAGACGUUUCGACCGUCACGUUCAGAUUCCUUAUCCAAAUGCUAAGGGCCGAAGGCAGAUCCUUGAGGCCCAUAUGUCAAAGGUCUUGAAAGCCAAGGAUGUUGAUCUUAAGACCAUCGCCAAUGAGACGUCUGGAUUCACAGGUGCAGACCUCGCAAACCUGGUGAAUGAAGCCGCUCUCAAGGCUGCUAAGGACGGGGCAGAAGCUGUCACGACACAACACCUCGAGUAUGCAGCCAUGAGAAGGAUCAUCAUGGGCAGCAAGAACAAAACGGUGGCGAUGCCUGAGAGCUGCAGGAAGAUGAUCGCGUACCACCAUCUUCAUCCUAACCCUAGCAGUGGAGAUGUAAAAUGGUGUGGUCGGUCUAUGAAAUUAUUUAUUUUUCUUUACCUGCAUGCACACAAAUGUAAAGAAGAUCCAGAUGGUCUGAUUUUUUCUGGUUUUUGUUUCUCUCUUAUGGAGGGAAUACAGCGUGUAUUUUGGAAUACUAUGUUGUGAAUCUGUAAACACGCGUUGCUUUUGAAUCUCAAAUUACAUGGAUGUAA